UUCAUCAAGAAAGCGGUAUUAUGUUUGAAGUGCCUACGCUACAAUCACAAGCAGGAAAACUGUAAGGGAAAACGCCGAUGCCAGAAAUGUUCAAGGAUGCACGAAAACGAAGAGGAUUUCGAAAACUGUGACAACCCACAACGUUGCUUACACUGUCGGAAAGAACACAAAACCUCAGACCUAACAUGUCCAGAACGCAGUCGACAAAACAACAUCCAAGCCAUCCUCGCAAGAACUAGUCUGACAACAAUCGAAGUCGUUGAAAAAUUCCCGAUUCAUACGCAAAACUACUACGAACCUUUGGUUCAAUCCGCACAGGACCCUACACCAGCAGAAACGUUUGCCGAUGUUAUGUCUCGACAAUACAAACCGGCAACCGGAAUCCAACGACGGAAGCGGGAAGGGGCCAGCCCAAGCUCAAACAACAUCGGAGAACAAGUAGACAUCUACAGAGAGAAGAAGCAGAAGGUAGCAGAAGGACAACAAACUGGAGUCGCCCUCUUCAACAAAUACAAAACUACCGAGGCAGAGAGAUGGAAAGAUCAACUACGUCAAGCACAAAAAACGAAAAAUCAACAAGAAAACAGCCAACAGCCCACCCCAUCGUCGAGCAGCAGAUUUCCGGCGAUCGCGAACGGCACAGAAAAAGAAGAGUUCUCGAAGUUCGUCUCGAACAUGAUAGACAAAGCAUUGAAAACUAUUGAAACGAUGUGAAACGGUACGCUGGGACUCAUCAUCCAUCAGGCGUAACGUCAACAAGGGGUGGGCUGUCACUGCCAGAGCAACACAAAACAACAUCAAAACAGCUGGAUUUAUGGUCACUGUCACCAAUCCAAAAGUGGAAUUACCACAAUAGAAGAGAAGAAG
Molecule: messenger RNA, 867 nt
Organism: Armigeres subalbatus
Lineage: Eukaryota; Metazoa; Arthropoda; Insecta; Diptera; Culicidae
Exons: 2
Coding region: 97-714 (205 amino acids)
Source: RefSeq, a predicted model, not a curated record